Messenger RNA from Eutrema salsugineum, 1053 nucleotides. RefSeq names its product ABC transporter I family member 10. Gene Ontology annotation, molecular function: ATP binding; ATP hydrolysis activity. The record is from RefSeq and is a predicted model, not a curated record. Gene Ontology annotation, cellular component: chloroplast envelope; membrane. Lineage: Eukaryota; Viridiplantae; Streptophyta; Magnoliopsida; Brassicales; Brassicaceae. Gene Ontology annotation, biological process: transmembrane transport. The coding region runs from base 97 to 912 and encodes 271 amino acids. The transcript is spliced from 5 exons.
AGUGUACUUAUUCGACCAAUCGACCUCUUUGAUGGGGUCGAGAGGAAGAAGGAAGCUGCAACUUCAAGAGCGAAUUCGUGAAUAUCAUUAAGAGCUAUGAAUUGCCACUGUUUAUUUCCAGCUUCUCCUCCUCGCCUCUUCCCUCUUCGCUCUAUAUCGAGUGUUUCUCCUUCUGGCAAUGGCAGAAUCGCAGUCUCCGAUGAUGUCGCCGUCGAGUGUCGGAAUCUCUGUUUCUCUGCCAUUACAAGACCGGGGAUCUCUGUCCCUAUUCUCCGGGAUUGUUCCUUUCGGAUUCCUUCUGGACAAUUAUGGAUGCUUCUUGGUCCCAAUGGCUGUGGGAAAUCUACACUUUUGAAGAUUUUAGCCGGUGUAGUGACUCCAACCAGCGGCACUGUCUUUGUGGAAAAGCCGAAAAAUUUUGUAUUUCAGAAUCCCGAUCAUCAGGUAGUGAUGCCUACUGUAGAAGCUGAUGUAGCAUUUGGUCUUGGCAAGUAUCCUGACAUGAGUCAAGAAGAAGUUAAGUCUAGGGUGAUGACAGCCUUGGAUGCAGUUGGUAUGCGUGAUUAUAUGCAGAGACCGAUUCAAACUCUCAGUGGUGGUCAGAAACAAAGAGUCGCCAUUGCUGGUGCUUUAGCCGAAGCUUGCAAAGUUCUAUUGUUGGAUGAGCUCACAACCUUCCUAGACGAAUCUGACCAGUUGGGUGUGAUCAAGGCUGUGAAAGAUCUGAUAAGUGCAAAGAAAGGAGGAGAUGUGACGGCUUUAUGGGUGACACAUCGGUUAGAGGAGCUCGAGUAUGCAGAUGGAGCUGUGUAUAUGGAGAACGGGAGAGUGGUCAGGCAUGGUGAUGCAGCCACCAUCCUGGAUUUCAUUAAGCUCAAACAAGCUUCUUACAUUGAUCAGAUCGGUUUUUAACUUUCUCUGUUCACGGAUUUUGUUUCUUUCUUGAUUCGAAAAUGUUGUAGUAUAUAUAGAGGCCGUGAAAACUGGAGAUUUGAUCAGCUUUUGUAGAAAGAUUUUGAUCAUAUAUAGUUCUCCAGGUGGUAUUUUAGUUAA